AUGCGGACCAGGCUGCAGCUGCUGUGCGCGGUGGCAGCGCUGCUGUGCGCCGCGGCACCGGGUCCGCACCGCGCUCGGGGCGCGGCGCCCGCCGUGCCCCCCGUGGGCGAGGGCGAUGGGUACGGGAUGAAGCUGUGCGGGAGGGAGUUCAUCCGCGCCGUCAUCUUCACCUGCGGCGGGUCCCGCUGGAAGCGCCUCUCCGCGCUGGCCAUGGAGCCGACGCCCGCGGCCGAUUCUGUGCGAACAGCAAGUAACAAACUACUGGGAAACUUGAAGCUGCGAUCAGUUUCCGGUCCUGAAGUGGAGCAGCCACAGAGAAGCAGCCAAUCUCUUGGAUGGGAGAUGAUUAAUGACUUGUAUAAUUUGAAUGACAAUGAUGAGUAUGCACCUGUGGCAGAUGACUUUAAAGAACUUGUUCGAAAGGUAGAGGAGGCUGUUAAGAAGGAGAGGGGGAGAACAGGAAUUGCAAACCCCAUGGGGUCAAACAAUUACCUUUGGGCCAAAUAUCCCAGAAGAAAACGUGACUCUCUGGGUUUGGCAGGAAUUUGUUGCAAAUGGGGCUGUACAAAAGCUGAAAUUAGUGCCAUAUGCAGAGUUUAA
Molecule: messenger RNA, 600 nt
Organism: Melopsittacus undulatus (budgerigar)
Lineage: Eukaryota; Metazoa; Chordata; Aves; Psittaciformes; Psittaculidae
Product: relaxin-3-like
Exons: 2
Coding region: 1-600 (199 amino acids)
Cellular component (GO): extracellular region
Molecular function (GO): hormone activity
Source: RefSeq, a predicted model, not a curated record